Molecule: messenger RNA, 504 nt
Organism: Daldinia childiae
Lineage: Eukaryota; Fungi; Ascomycota; Sordariomycetes; Xylariales; Hypoxylaceae
Exons: 2
Coding region: 1-504 (167 amino acids)
Source: RefSeq, a predicted model, not a curated record
AUGGGUAUCUUGGGUAUGACAGCGAGCUACUUGCUUUUUUCUGUCCUUCACUUUGCCCAAUUUGUGCUUGCUGUUACCGUUUGUGGAUUAUACGGCGUUGAUCUUUCGCGCGCGCGUUCUCAGGGUAAAUACAUUGAUGGAAAAUGGGUCUACGCUGAAGUUGUGGGGGUUCUUGCCGCACUGACGGCUAUCCUCUAUUUUAUACCUUUUAUCCUACGAUUCGCUGCAGUUACGGUAUGGAACUCCAUCAUGUUUAUCUUGUGGAUAGCGCUCUUCGGUCUGUUUGGUGGCAUGUAUAUCCAUGAGGAUCCCGAAGGUAAUAGCGACAUCCAGAGAAUGAAGAACGCCGUGUGGGUUGACUUGGCAAACGCACUGCUUUGGCUUAUCGGAUUCGUUGCGAGUGCCACUUAUUGGUGGACUCACCGCGAGAGGCGAAGCCGCUUUACGGGCCGUGCUCAGCUGGGUCGGAAUGCAUCGGUUCGGUCUGCUGGUUGGACGGCAUAG